GGGAUUUUACAGUAGUGUUGCUGAUGCGGGAUGAGUCAGGCUGUGUGAUGCUGCUGGUGUUGCUGCCAUUUCAUCAGAGAAAUUUCCAAACAUUUCUCCAUCUUUAACACAUGGAAAUAAAAGGAUUUGGAUUAAUACAAUCACAUCGAUAACGCCGAACGGACGUCGAUUAUUCCAUAUUGACAUCAAUUUACAAAAUUACGUAACAAUAAUAUAGCUCUACGACAUCCUUGCAAAAGAACAACCGAAUCUAUCGUGGAAGCGGCGUGAUUUGUUUCUUCCUGUAUAGAAUUCUGAGAACGGACUGCAGUAUAAUUGAUCUGCUCGUUUUUGUUUUCAGUGCCAGUGAUGUUUGAUUAAUCUUAUGCUUUGUCGAAGACCAUUAGUUGAGAUUUUAUAUUCGAAAGAAAAGACUGUCCCUUCGGCAACAUGGAGUUUGCUGUUCUCGAGCUCUAAGAGAAAACCAUACACCGCUUGGGGGAGACAUGGAGGCGAUAUGGUUGUACCAGUUCCGACUGAUCGUGAUUGGAGACUCGACGGUGGGGAAGUCGUGCUUGAUCCGACGCUUCACCGAAGGACGCUUCGCCCAGGUGUCCGACCCAACUGUUGGGGUGGAUUUUUUUUCACGCCUGGUCGAGAUUGAGCCAGGAAAACGCAUUAAACUUCAGAUCUGGGACACUGCGGGACAGGAGCGAUUCAGGUCUAUCACCAGGGCCUACUACCGCAACUCGGUGGGCGGCCUCCUGCUCUUUGACAUCACCAACCGGCGCUCCUUCCAGAACGUGCACGAGUGGCUCGAGGAGGCGAGGAGCCACGUGCAGCCGCACGGCAUCGUCUUCCUGCUCGUGGGCCACAAGUGUGACCUGGAGGCACAGCGGCAGGUGAGCCGGCAGGAGGCGGAAAAGCUGGCGGGGGCCUACGGCAUGCGCUACGUGGAGACCUCGGCCCGCGACGCCAUCAACGUGGAGAAGGCCUUCACGGACCUGACGCGCGACAUCUUCGAGCUGGUCAAGCGUGGGGACAUCACCAUCCAGGAGGGUUGGGAGGGGGUCAAGAGUGGCUUCGUGCCCAACGUGGUGCACUCCUCCGAGGAGGUCACCAAGAGCGACCGCCGGUGCCUCUGCUGAUCUUGCCGCUCCCCGCCCCGAUCCGUCCGACGCCCCCCUCACCGCUAAGCUCACCUGCCUGUUGAUGUUCCUGUCGGCUGCUGCCUUGGCACUCCCCACCCA
This is a messenger RNA of Brienomyrus brachyistius, 1229 nucleotides long. RefSeq names its product RAB39B, member RAS oncogene family b (gene rab39bb). Lineage: Eukaryota; Metazoa; Chordata; Actinopteri; Osteoglossiformes; Mormyridae. The record is from RefSeq and is a predicted model, not a curated record. The transcript has 3 exons. Gene Ontology annotation, biological process: Rab protein signal transduction. Gene Ontology annotation, molecular function: GTPase activity; GTP binding. The coding region runs from base 486 to 1127 and encodes 213 amino acids. Gene Ontology annotation, cellular component: Golgi membrane.